GAAGUUAUAUAUAACCGUUACAUGCAUAUCAUAAGUUCAUAACCAAAGUGAGAACAAGAACACGAACUCUCAUAUAUCAUUAUCAAAUGUCAAACUAGUUUUGUUACAAAAGAAAAGAUCAUAAAAUGGCUCCUGAACUUGUGAGUGGCACAAUAAAGGCCAGUACUAGUACUAGUAGUAGUAGUAGUGCUCAAAAUGGGGUAGAAUCAAGGAGGUCAUCAAUAUCAUGUGCUUAUGUAACUUUCUUAGCAGGUAAUGGUGAUUAUGUGAAAGGGGUGGUAGGUUUAGCAAAGGGAUUAAUAAAAGCAAAAUCUAUGUAUCCAUUGGUGGUGGCAAUUUUGCCUGAUGUGCCUGAGGAACACAGACAGCUAUUAAGGAGACAUGGUUGUAUAGUGAGGGAGAUAGAGCCACUUGCUCCUUCGUUGCAGUCGACGUCUGAUAAAUAUGCAAGGUCUUAUUACGUUCUCAACUACUCCAAACUUCGCAUUUGGCAGUUUGUUGAGUUCAGUAAGAUGGUUUACUUAGAUGGAGAUAUGCAAGUUUUCGACAACAUAGACCAUCUGUUCGAGUUGCCUGACAAGUAUUUCUAUGCGGUGGCAGACUGCAUAUGCGAUAUGUAUGGGGAGCCAUGUCCAGAGGUUCUGCCAUGGCCAAAGGAGUUGGGGCCAAGGCCAUCUAUAUACUUCAAUGCAGGCAUGUUUGUCUUUCAGCCCAAUCUCUCCAUCUAUGUUCGUCUCUUGAACACCCUCAAAGUUACCCCACCCACCCAAUUUGCUGAACAGGACUUUCUAAACAUGUUCUUUAAAGACAUGUACAAGCCAAUUCCUUAUGCAUACAAUUUGUUGUUGGCCAUGCUAUGGCGCCACCCAGAGAAAAUUGAGGUCAAUAAGGCGAAAGCAGUUCACUACUGUUCUCCAGGCGCCAAGCCGUGGAAGUAUACUGGCAAGGAAGAACACAUGGAUCGCGAGGAUAUCAAAAUGCUAGUUAAGAAAUGGUGGGACAUUUAUAAUGAUCAGACACUGGACUACAAGGCGCAGGGUUCUAGAGUUGAUCCGGGUCAAGUUGAAGCAAACAGAUUAAUGGCAGCAGCCUUUUCUGAUACGAAUAUAAGUACUAGUUUAUGUGUAGCUAGCCCAUCAGCUGCUUAGCUAUAAUAUAUGGCAGUUGAUCCAUGGAGUUUCAUGUGAUCAACUCUUAACAUUAUUAGUCGUGGAGGGUCUAGGAAAAUACAGCCACUUGUUUAUUUUUUUUGUUGGUUCAGUAAGCGUAAGUGCUUGUACUAUUGUAGCUUAUAUAAGCGUCCUUCAAUCUUAUAAGCAACUGAUUAGUUUAUAGACAUGAUGGAACAGCACAAUGGAAGGUCAGAUAUAUACUCUAUUAUAGCGUCUUAGCAAAUACAGCGGUUUUCGACCUUGGGAUGCU
Capsicum annuum is the source of this 1422-nucleotide messenger RNA. Its product is annotated as galactinol synthase 1. The transcript has 3 exons. The coding region runs from base 126 to 1148 and encodes 340 amino acids. Lineage: Eukaryota; Viridiplantae; Streptophyta; Magnoliopsida; Solanales; Solanaceae. Gene Ontology annotation, molecular function: glycosyltransferase activity. The record is from RefSeq and is a predicted model, not a curated record.